AUGGCUAGUCCUCCCGUUCUAGCUUUCGAUGCCGAGGGCCGUCCGGUGAAGUUCGAAACCUGGCUAGAUGACCUGCACCUGUUCUUACAGCUCACUGCCAAGGAAGAUAUCUCACUGUACGACCACGCCCUAGGCCAUGCCACUGCCCCUGACUCGUCUGCUGACAGCACUCUGCGUUCCCAGUGGCAGACCCGUGAUGCGCACGCUCGCUUUGCUAUUCGCAACUCCCUGCCGCUAGACGAGCGCGAGCACUUCGGCCAGUGCAAGACUGCUAAGGACCUCUACACAGCUGUAGUUGCCCGCUACUCCUCACCUGCUUCUGCCACGCUAGGCCGCCUCACUCUCCCCUACCUGUUCCCCGACCUAGCCUCCUUUCACACUGUCGCAGACCUCAUCACCCACCUUAAGACUAGUGAGGCCCGCUUUCGCGCUGCUAUGCCUGCCGAGUUUCUCACUAGCAACCCCCCCCCGCUCUGGAUCACUCUCUACCACAUCGUCACCCGCCUCCCUGACUCUCUGCGCGCUGUCAGGGACCACUUCCUCUCUCGCUCCCCCACUGAGCUCACUGUUGCCCUCCUCGAGAAGGAACUGCUUGCAGCUGAGGCGAGUAUUGUAGCUGUAGGCACCUCUCGUGGCGACCCCCGCACCCCGUUCUUUGAGGGGUGUUCCCCUUCCCCCCUCCUCCCCUCUGUCGCCUCUGCUGCUGCUGUCGACCUCCUCGGUGCUGAGAAGGUCGGGACCGCGUCUGCUUCGAGCGGGCGCCGCAGGAACAAGGGGGGCAGGGGUGGGGGUGGCGGCGGAGGAGGUGGGGGUGGAGGCGGUGGGAGUGGAGGCGCGGCUGAGGAGGCCGGUGGCGGCAGUGGGGGAGGAGACAGCAGCGGCGGGAGUGGUGGCAGGGGCGGAGGCGGCAGCGGGGGCGGAGGUGGUCGUGGUGGCGGCAGGGGUGGAGGUGGCCGGGGCGGAGGCGGUGGGGGUGGUGGUCGUGGAGGCACUGGCGGAGGGCAGAGUCAGCAGCCCGCCCCGACGCUUCAGGCCGCCCGUGAGUGGUAUGCGCAGCGUGGGGUUACCUGCACGUACGUUAUUCGCACAGGUGACCGCAGCGGCCAGCAGUGUGGGAGGCCGCACCCCACGCAGCGCUGCUUCGCGCGCCUUAACGACACGUGGCGCACCCAGUUUCCUAGUGCCACUGACCUGCCGCGCUGGGCUGAGCUGGAAAAGAGGGGUGUUGAUAUUUGGGCUCUAGACUUUGAUGCUAUUCUCACUGCCAUGUAUGCGAUGUCUAUUAGUGGAGAGGGUGCUCAGUACUUGCGUGUUCCGCCCGACCCGGGCAUUCAGGCCAGUCCGGCUGCCGCUCUAGGUGCUAGUGCGUCCGCUCCCACAGGUCCUGGUGAGGCUGCUGCCCUAGGUGCUAGUGCGUCUGUGCCCCCUGGUACUGAGUCGACUGCAGCACUGCACACCUUCACACUGGACUCAGGUGCUUCUCGCUCUUUCUUUCGUGACCGCACUGUCCUUGAGCCACUCGCUCGGCCAGUUGCGGUCUCCCUUGCUGACCCCUCUGGGUCUCGACCUCCUCCACUGUCCUUCCUUGUCCGGCGGUCCCGUCCGGCACGCUGUCAGGUCUCUACCUCCCCUCGUUCUCUACGAACUUGGUGGCAGGUAGUGCACUCCAGGACGGGGGUGUUCACCAGUUCACCCCUGCCUACGAGCGCGUGA
Molecule: messenger RNA, 1713 nt
Organism: Closterium sp. Yama58-4
Lineage: Eukaryota; Viridiplantae; Streptophyta; Zygnematophyceae; Desmidiales; Closteriaceae
Source: the annotation of a GenBank genome assembly